AUGUGCCACGACGUGAUCUCCUGCCUCAACGAGUCACGACAGUUGCGACUUGCGGCAUGGCCGAAAAGCCUUCACCACAUCUGGCACGGCCACUUCUACAAGUGCGAGAAGUGCCGUUUGGGCAAAGCUGCGCCGCCCGGCCUGGAACACAGCCUACUACCAGGAGAAUGUCAUCAUGGACGAUAUCCAACAGCUGAUGGCAAGCGGCCCAGAAAGAAUCCUGAGGCACCAUCUUCCAGCCCAAUCAAUGACUGGAAGAAACCAGCCAGAAAUUCCCCCAUGGAAGAUGUGACCCUGGAACUACCUCAAGCAGUUUCUCUUGGUCCAGCAGCACGAGUCUAUUGGAAAGUGGCACUUUUCCAGGUGAUCCAAGAUGCUCUUGCCGUCUUCAGCGAAGCCACCGACAUCGGCAAGGACUAUGUCAAACAUUGGACCAUGGAUGAACCACAAGAUCUUUCCAUUUGCAGUCAGCGACAGAUCUUUGAGGCUGUCGACAUAGAUGCAUGGCAGAUCACACUAUUUGACAAAGAACUUGGCGACGGAGGAAAGCGCAGUGAUUCAGUGGCCAAAUCGGCCCCAAGAACACCAGCUCCAAUCACUCCAGGAACUGUAGCACCAUCUACACCUAUGCCAACAAGAUCUUCAUCAUCCUCUACUCCAUUGCCACUACAGCCAGCACCUGCUACACCCAACGAUCAUGAUCCACUACCAGACAUAUCAGCUGAACCUCUGCCAGCACAACCUCCAGCUGAACAUGAACAAGAUCAACCACGAGAUGAUGAAGAACCCUACGAAAUCGAGGAGUUCAAACCACGGCAGUUGACAUCGAACAAGCCGUUGUACGACUUCAAGAAGGUUUUCCAACGUCUUCCACAACUUGCCAAGGAAAAACCAGACACAGCAGCCAGACUUCUUCUUGGACUACAUGAAAAAUACUGGCAUGCUCCACCAUCAGAUCUGCGCAACCUCUUAGCAAGAGCUGGAAUGCCUGUCGAAGUCCUGAACCUGGUCAGCGAUGCCGUGAUGAAGUGCUCCAUUUGCCGACGGUAUGUUCGUCUACCCAACAGGCCUCAAACCAAGAUCAACAACGCUGGCACCUUAUAUCAGUGCGUUCAAGCUGAUCUUUUGAACUUUCCUCAUGGUGGACGAAGCCACGCGCUACAAGAUCGCAGUGGCGACGAACAGUCGGGAAUCCCAAGAACUACAACAGAAACCCCUGGAGCACUGGAUGCGAUACUUUGGGAGGCACCAUUGCUGAGCCACCAGGCAGCCGCUGAGUUUGAGCGCCUGAACAUCGAGCGCAAACCCAAGGGAACUACAGCUGGCCCUGCUGGAUCUCAGCACACAGGCACGGGCCUUGUCGAGAGACAUGUUGGCGUCAUGAAGUUGACCAUGUUGAAGCUGAAGGCCGAGCUCGACCGACAGGGCAUCAUUUGCGAAACUGAUGACAUUGCCAUGGAACCAGCGAUGGCCCACAACUCCACGCUCAACUACGGAGGUGUCACACCAGCUAUGGCAGUCUUUGGCAUUUUGCCACGUGGCUUCUACAACGAGGAGUCCUCUGGUAUCAUGUCAGUUGCUGGAGCUCUACAAACUGACCUCGGCACCUUUGAGAAAGCUGUGCGAAUGAGGGAGAUUUCUUUGUCAGCAGUUCAACAAGCUAUUGUGGAGGACAGAACGGCACGAGCCCGACGAACCAGACGUCACCGCCUCAACACAGCAGAGCUAGUGGCUGGAACAUCAGAAGCCGACUUCAAUCGAGAAGUUCGUGGCGACGUUGGUUGGCGUGGACCGGCCCACUUGUUACGACUUGAUCCAGAUGAAGGAGCCGACCAUACUUGGUGUCCAUCCGCCACAGCAGAUGUCCAGACCUUUCUCUCCACCAACACCACGCUGUGCCUGAAUGAUGCGGCGGAGAAUGAGAUCAUCGACAUCAUGAAGGUCACAGAAAUGGUGGUGAUCAUUUUGGCCAGCUUUGACAAGCUCUUGGUGGUGUCUUCAUCUUUGACUACCAGAUCUCCAUCAGGCAUGAUCUAUGGCAGAGCAAUGAAGGUUAUCAAGCCGCCUCGAGACACCACUGGCUACUUGGUCACUUGGAACAUUGGCAGCGUCAAGUACCACAUCCAAGAACACUGGAAUGCUGACACCAUCAAAAUGAAGAAUUUGCCAUUUGAGAAGUCAGAAGACAUUUGUGCCAUCUACAUCUUCUACCACGCCUCCAACCAAGAGAAGAGCACUCAACUUGAUUUGAAGAAAUCAACAGCAUCAAGAAUGGAUACAAAGUCCACAACCAUCGACUCCAGCCAGACCAACGACAAAAACAACUCCAUGGCCAUGGACGACACAUCCAUGCCAGAUGACUCUCAACAUCAAGGUCUCAAACGAGAAGGCCCUGACUCAAGAACAGUUGUCAUGGCGCCAGAAAAGAAACGAAUGCGAUUGGACUAUUGGUCAUCGCGCUCCAUCUUCUACAACUCCUCUGCCAUUCACCACCUGAUGAAUUGCCGCCGAAAGAUCAAAAAUGACUUUCCCGACAGCUGGAUCGGCACUCAGCUCUGGAGUGACAAUCUCACGGCUGAAAGACUGUUUGCUGACUCUUUGCAACAUCGUCAACAACAGCGCAGCGAUUUGCAGAAUCACGAAUACCUUUUCCACAUCGGUUCCAGUCAAAACGCCAUCCUGAACGUGGACCUCAGAACUUCAAAAGUUUACCGUGUGGACACUGAGCGCGAUGACAUCAACGAGGAUGACGUCCACGGCAUUUGGAAACAAGUUGAGGAGGCCGAUGCGGCCGAGGUUGCACAUUUUGUGCAAGAGCGUGUUUUCCAGAAGCUGCACAAGGAUGCGUUCACACAAGACCACGUGAUCAUCGAUGCACGAUGGGUUCGGAAGUUCAAGAAGAUGGCCAACGGCACCAAGAAAGUGAAGAGUCGCUUGUGUGCACGUGGGUGCCUUGACAAGCAGAAGGAUUUGCUCACAACAAGAUCUACCACGGCAACACGCCUCAUCCAGCGUUUGCUUCUCAGUGUUGCGGCAGUUUUGGACCUCAACGUGGAGUCCUGGGACAUUGGUGGAACAUUUUUGAAAGGACGUAUGCUCCUGAAGAUGGGCAUCAACAGUCCGGUGAGAGCAGUUGUUGUGCUUCCUCCUCCAAACGUUUGGUGCCACCUUGCAGCCAUGUCCAGCGACUUCAAGGCCAACGACCCAUCCAUGUGGGGUCUUCUGUGCUUGAAACCCAUCUACGGACUCAACAAUGCAUAUUUGGCAUGGCAAUUUUGCAGCACCGCAAGAUUUGUUGGAUCAACUGAUCAACACUACAAAGCCUUCGUGGGGAAGUUCAAGAAAGUCAGUCGACAGACUCUGCCGAUCGAACAUUGCGGAGCACGUUAUGAAAAGAUGCCCGAUGGCUACCGCAUGGUGCAGAGCGUGUUUUGUGCCAAGAUGAUUCCUGCGAAGAUUGGUGCUGAUCGCAAGGAAAAGGCCUACGCUCACGAGGGUGUUUUGGUCCUCUUGAUGGAAGACCACAUCAAGCCCAAGGAGGGCCAGUAUGACGACAAGAAUCAGCGCAUCUAUGUGCUGUCACUUCGUGAAUCACGUCUUGCAGGACGACGCAUCAGAUGGAUGGCCCUGGUUCCACCACGAUCCAUGGUGGCUGACGCCCUGACCAAGCCGAUGGUGUCAGUUCAGAUGAUGACACUCCUCACGACUGGUCGCUUGGUCAUUGAGAACGAGGGGACACACCAUGUUCAGAUGAAAAGGUUGCCACCGAAGUAUGAAAUUGAGGAAAGCGAUUUGACGCAAGAUGAUGAAUCGCUGAUCAAAGAGUUUGAGCACCACAGCCACAAUUUGUGGUGGACCCCGAUGAUGGCACCGGUGAAGCGAGGCAUUUUGCCUAUCAUGACUUUGAUGGUUUUAAAUGGGUUGCGUCUUGCACAAGCAGCAGGCGAAACAGAGCCGGAACGUGACGGCACCAUUUUUCACAUCAUGACCGAUGAGCCUAGACAAGCCGGUCGCCUAUGGGAGACUCCAGAGCAGACCGCUCACAGUGCGCUGGAGAUGCGUGAGAAAAAACUUCAAGAUGAUUUAAACUAUGCCAUGAGCGAGAUCACACGAAUCAAGCAGACUGCGCAGAAAGACAAAGCGCAGUACAUGAAGAGGAUCGCAGACAUCCAAAAGGAAAACGAUACGCUGAAAGCACGACUUGGCGAACCUGGUGCACCGAAGAUGACCACGGAACACAUCUCGAACGAGCUGUUCUUCAUUGCGCUCCCAAUGACCCAUCGUGGGGAUUACGAAGCAGACGCUGCUAGCGCGGCUCUAGCUCCCUACCGUCCAGGCACGGCAGCCUGGGAGAACCAUGCACAGUUCGUCACCAACUUGACGGAUCGGAACUUUGAGGCGUUGGUAGCCCGUGGCGAAGGAACGCCCUGGGCUGUGAAGUUCUAUGCCCCCUGGUGUGGGCAUUGCAAGGCGGCCUUAAAACUGGCCCAAGGAACCUUGUUGGCGGAAACCCGGCAAAACCCGGCGGAACUGAACUGGCAAAGCCUGGAACCCAGCGGAACCUAG
Messenger RNA from Cladocopium goreaui, 4566 nucleotides. Lineage: Eukaryota; Dinophyceae; Suessiales; Symbiodiniaceae. The record is from the annotation of a GenBank genome assembly.